AUGAAAGUUGCGUUACUACGUUAUAUUCCUUAUUUGUAUCUACUAAGUUCAAUUCCAACAGCUUUCGUUGCUGGGGAUGCCGUCGUAGAUCAGCGCAACCGGGAAAAUGGUCAACUUAAUUAUGAAUGUAUAAACAAAAAAGUUGAACCGGAUGGUAAUGUCAUCUGCUUAGACAAUGUCCAUGAAAAAAGUGCGCAAGAAGUCAAGAUUAACAGUGCCAUCGGUAACGGCUCUGUAGAAAAGUUAACCUCGGCUAACUUCGAUGAUUUUAUAAAAUCAAAUGACAACGUCAUGGUAAUGUUUAUGGCGCCUUGGUGUAGACAUUGUAAACAUCUAGAACCAGAAUACGCUAAAGCUGCAAAGAAUUUACGUGACGAGAACGUUCGUUUUGCUGAAGUUGACGCCACUAUUGAAAACGAAUUAGCAAAUAAGCACGAAAUUAAAGGAUUCCCAACAGUUUACAUGAUACGCAAGGGUAAAAAAACUGCUUACGACAGUGGAAGAACAGCUGAAGCUAUAACUGAAUGGGUAACCUCAUUUCUUUCCCCCAUCCCAAAAAUAGCUUCAAGUUUAUCACAAGCAAAAGCAGAAGAGGCUAAAAUUGUAAAAUACAUUUUGGUUGUUCAUGAUGAAAAAGAUCCAUUAGUAGCAGAAUUUGUUAAUUAUGGAGAAAAUAACCGAGCUAAAGGGAUAUACUAUCAAGUAGUAGACCCAUCCGAGAAAAAAGCUUUAUACAUUGUUCGAGCUAACUCUGAGGUCGAAAUGUUGACUGAUUUAAAAGUAGACACUCUCGCGGCUCUUAUCGAUAGAGAAACUCUUCCAUUAUUUGGACCGAUAAAUGGAGAAAAUUAUCCAGAGUAUGCCAAGAACAGUUCAAACUGGGUUUGGUUUGCCGGAGCUAACAAAGACUAUGAAGCCGUCCGAAAAGCUGUUCAAACAGUUUCAAAAAAAUUCAGAAACAAGUUUAAUUUUGUAUGGCUUGAUACUGAACUUUUCCCUCAUCACGCACAAAGUCUAUUGAGCAUCAGCAACCCACCAGCAUUCGUUGUAACGUUCAAUGAUAAAAAUUAUAUUGCCGAUUUCAAGGUUGUCGACGCUACUGAGCAUAACAUCACUUCCCAUAUUGAGAAUGUUGUUAAGGGAGAAGCCAAACGUCACAUCAAGAGUGCUCCUGAAAGUGAAAAGGAUAAAGGAUGUUUGAGAACAAUUGUCGGUUCUAACUUCCGUAAACUUGUUUUCCAAAAACAAAAGGAUGUCUUAUUACUGGUUCACGUCCCUUGGUGCCACCACUGUACCCAGUUCUUCCCCAUUUUUAAAGAUUUCGCUAAAGAAGUUUGCAAUGACAAAUCUCUCAUGGUCGCUUCGAUUGAUGCCAAUGACAACGAAAUCGAUUCAGAUGAGUUCAAAUACGACGGAUUCCCCGCUGUCUUUUUCUUAAAAGCCGGAACUAAGACUCCUAUAGUUUACCAUGACGCUAGAACAAAGGAAGCAUUGCACAACUAUAUCAAGAAAGUUCACGUCAAAACUGAUACCAAACAAGAUGAAUUAUAA
Messenger RNA from Dermatophagoides pteronyssinus (European house dust mite), 1551 nucleotides. Its product is annotated as probable protein disulfide-isomerase A4. Lineage: Eukaryota; Metazoa; Arthropoda; Arachnida; Sarcoptiformes; Pyroglyphidae. The record is from RefSeq and is a predicted model, not a curated record.